Messenger RNA from Eleginops maclovinus (Patagonian blennie), 4661 nucleotides. RefSeq names its product cryptochrome circadian regulator 2 (gene cry2). Gene Ontology annotation, cellular component: cytoplasm; nucleus. Gene Ontology annotation, molecular function: DNA binding; FAD binding. Bases 115 to 2130 code for a protein of 671 amino acids. The record is from RefSeq and is a predicted model, not a curated record. Lineage: Eukaryota; Metazoa; Chordata; Actinopteri; Perciformes; Eleginopidae. Gene Ontology annotation, biological process: negative regulation of DNA-templated transcription; entrainment of circadian clock by photoperiod; circadian regulation of gene expression. The transcript has 13 exons.
CCCCUAAGUGCUGGUUGGUUUGACAGCAGGUGAAGUUUCUCGGGGGUCUACAAACACUGCCUGUUUACAUUAACGAUCUCUGGAUUCUUUCUUAUGAUGGAAUAAGGAGUCAUCAUGGUGGUAAACUCUGUGCACUGGUUUCGCAAAGGCCUGCGGCUGCACGAUAACCCGGUGCUGCAGGAGGCCCUGACCGGGGCGGACACGGUGCGCUGUGUGUAUGUCCUGGACCCGUGGUUCGCCGGCGCCGCUAACGUGGGAAUCAACAGAUGGAGGUUUCUGCUUGAGGCUCUGGAGGACCUGGAUAACAGUCUGAAGAAGCUCCACUCCAGACUGUUUGUAGUCAGAGGGCAGCCCACCGAUGUUUUCCCAAGGCUCUUUAAGGAAUGGAAAGUGACCAGGUUGACAUUUGAGUAUGACCCAGAGCCUUAUGGGAAGGAGAGGGACGGGGCUAUCAUCAAGAUGGCCCAGGAGUUUGGAGUGGAGACUGUUGUCAGAAACUCACACACCCUCUACAACCUGGACCGGAUAAUAGAGGCGAACAACAACAGCCCCCCCCUGACCUUCAAGCGCUUUCAGGCCAUUGUGAGCAGACUGGAGUUGCCCCGGAGACCGCUGCCCCCCAUCACCCAGCAGCAGAUGGACAAAUGUUGCACUAAAAUAGCUGACAACCAUGACCAGCUUUACAGUAUACCUUCACUGGAAGAACUAGGUUUCAGGACAGCAGGUUUACCUCCAGCUGUGUGGAAGGGAGGAGAGUCAGAGGCUUUGGACCGACUCAACAAACAUCUGGACAAGAAGGUGUGGGUGGCCAACUUUGAGCACCCCCGUGUCAACACGUGCUCACUGUAUGCCAGCCCCACUGGCCUCAGCCCCUACCUGCGCUUCGGCUGUCUGUCCUGCAGGGUUCUGUACUACAACCUCCGAGAGCUCUACAUGAAGCUGCGUAAGCGCUGCAGUCCUCCUCUCUCUCUGUUUGGACAGCUGUUGUGGAGGGAGUUCUUCUACACAGCCGCCACCAACAACCCCAACUUUGACCGCAUGGAGGGAAACCCCAUCUGUGUGCAGAUCCCGUGGGACCAGAACCCAGAGGCGCUGGCCAAGUGGGCUGAGGGUCGGACUGGUUUCCCCUGGAUCGAUGCCAUCAUGACCCAGCUGAGACAGGAGGGCUGGAUCCACCACCUGGCCCGGCACGCCGUGGCCUGUUUCCUAACCAGGGGGGACCUUUGGAUCAGCUGGGAGAGCGGCAUGAAGGUGUUUGAGGAGCUGCUGCUGGAUGCAGACUGGAGUGUGAAUGCUGGAAGCUGGAUGUGGCUGUCCUGCAGCGCCUUCUUCCAGCAGUUCUUCCACUGCUACUGCCCUGUGGGCUUUGGAAGGAGGACCGACCCGUCCGGAGACUUCAUCAGGCGUUACAUCCCCAUCCUGAAGCACUACCCCAACCGCUACAUCUAUGAGCCGUGGAACGCUCCGGAGUCCGUCCAAAGGGCAGCCAACUGCAUCGUGGGAGUGGAUUACCCCAAACCUAUGAUCAACCACGCAGAGGGCAGCAGGCUCAACAUCGAGAGGAUGAAACAAGUGUACCAGCAGCUCUCCCACUACAGAGGCCUCAGUCUACUAGCAUCAGUACCAACGAUCCAAGAGGAGGCAGAGCCACCAAUGAGCGAUGAAUCCCAGAGCAGCAGUGGCGCUGACUCUCCUCCCAGAAGCCCUGCUGACAGCGAGGCAGCCGGCUGCUCUACAGCUCCUGAUUCAUCCACAGUGUGUGUGUCCUCCCUGUAUCCAGGGCUGGAGGGGGGGGGGCACAGUCACCCAUCACAGACUGCCUCACACACACUGCCAGCCCCAGCUUCAACACACACCCAGAGCAGUCGGUCAAGGUCCAAACCCUCCUCCCCCAUGUCUCUUUCCCCGAGUCCAGCCCAGACCAUGACUCAGCACUCCUCUCAGGGCCAGAGGAAGAAAAGCCCGGCCUGCAAGGUGCGUCGCAGCCAGAGGCAGCAGGGGAGCAACACUCCAUCCAGGGCGGGAGAGGAGGAGAUUGAGGAAGGAGGGGUGGAGGAGAUGAUGGAGGAGGAGGACGUUGAGCAGGGUGAGGAGAGAAUGGAGGAGGAGACGGCAGAGCCUCAGCAGUGAUGUGAGGUGGAGGUCAAAGAACAAUGGUCCAACAUCCAUCUCAGGCAACUGGACUCAUAAACACCUUCAGGGAGACGUGUUCUGGAUAUGUGGACAACACUUCUAAGCAUGUGCUCAGCAGGAAGCAGAACUAAAUCAUUUUACUUGAGCUUACUCCAUCCAGAACAAAAUGGUAAAACAGUCUGGAUAAUAAUAGCUCCAUGAAACCAAAGGGCCCCUUUUUAACAUUUUAUACAGGACCAGUCAAGAAGGAUCCAGAAAGUGCUUAGAAAUACAAAAUAUUAUUAUUAUUAUCAAUUAUCAAUUACGGUAAAUUAUUUUAAAAAAAAAAUUUUUAUUCAAGGAAAUGGGGGUGAUAAUCCUAAAAGUUUUUCAAGAUGGUUGACCUUCUCUUGUAAAGUUCCACCUCUGACACCCACACUUAAUAAGACACAUUGUACUGCAACUACUCACACACACUAUCCCAGUGGAACACAGUGUGACAUUCAGCCCCUCUCCGGUGCCUAGCUGUCCUUACCUCUGGAAGCAAGACGCAGGAGCCUGUCCCUGCUUUGCUCCCCUCCCCUCCCCUCGAUAGUGAUUCAGAAAGAGAAGUAACUGUUCCAGUCUGAAACAUGUCCUUGGUGGUGGGUGAGCACAGAGGGAUCACUUCAUUCUGGGUCCCGCAUAAAACUGACCAUUAGUAUUAUUUAGCGGCAGUAAAAUAUAUCAAAUGUCCCUUUAUGUUGCAGCUCCCUUCAACGAUCAACUGUGGAUGCUUUGAGCCUGCUUUACGAGGCACUGGAUUAUAUUCCAGCGGGAAAACAGUCUCGUCAAUGUCAGACUUUAUUUAAUGUAAAGCCAUUUAGGCCUCAGGAACAGAAUGCUUUUCUGUUGAAUUGGCCCUGAUUAUUUACUUUGCCACAUUUUAAAAACACCUAAGGAGAAAAUUGAAAUAUACAUAUUAAUAUUGAAAGCACAAUGUAAGUAUUUUGGAAAAAAAGUCAGAUAUUUUUGCUAGGGGCAAUGAAAAUGUUUUAUAGUGACGGGGAACAUUUCUAUAGACUACCUCCCUUAAUCUGUCUGUUUUGGAGUCACAUAUACAGCCGCGGAAAAAAAUGAAGAGACCACUUCAGUAUUAUCAUUUUCUCCUAUUUUAUUAUUAUUAGGUUUGUCUUUGAGUUAAAAAAAUGUUUUAAUUUAAAAAUAGUUCAAUUAUUUGUAUUGUAUUUUAUUGUAUUCUAAAAACUCCUGACGAUUUUUCUCUGUGUUGGAAUUCAACAGACACUGGAAUGGCUGCCAUACAUGUAGAGAUAAAUAUUUAAGAAAAAUGUGGAGUAGUUUCCGCGGCUGUAUAUAAAAUAUAUGAAACAUUUAAGGUCAAAUUAAAACCGUAUGUAUUACGUGUGUACCUUAUGCUUUUUGUCUCUGACAAUUAAAAAUGCUGCAUGUGUAGAAUGAAUGUAGAACGAAAAACGACGUGUUGUGCUCCCCAUUUAUUUAUAAGAGUUUGUAUUGAAAUGAUAUGUAAAAUCAUAACCUGUGCUUCUGGUUUAAAGGGAUUUUACCAAUUUUCCUACCAGAAGCAUCCACCAGAGGGCAGCAGAUGCAGUCAUUUCCGCACAUGUUUAGUUUUUGUACAUUCACAAAAGCUCCAACUCAUUUCUUCACAAUCCUGAUUUGUUUCCUGUGAUAAAUGCACUAAAUGCUAUCAGAUACUGAAACCUGCCAUUUCAAUGUGUCUUUAGAUGUCCUGUUUAGUGAACCCAGAGUCCAAAACAAGAUUCAGAGACCUUCACAGCCAAAAACAACAAAUGACUUCAUUACAUUUUCGUUCUGAUAACUGACAUUUAACUGAUUAAAAAAAUGUUUUUCUAAAUGUAACUUCUUUUUGUUUCAGCAUUAACAUACUGUACUGUCCUCCGCAUUUCAAAGAGUGACAAUCUGUUUGCUUAUUCCUACCUCAUACCUUUCUGUUUGACAUUUUCCACUUCUAGCCUGAAAAACUGAAACGUUAAAUCUUAUUAAAUGUAUUGUGUCAAUGGAUUUCAUGUAACUGUAUUAGGUUAGUUGAAAGCAAUGAUAUUAAGUUGGACCUAAUGUUUUUUAUUUAAACUUGAUAUUAUUGCUUUCGACUUAAUAGAGAGAUGUGAAAUCGAUUUACAUAAUACAUUUAAUUAAAUUCAACGUUUCAGUUCUUUCAGUGUAACUUCAGUGCAGAAUAAGCCACCAAACCUUUGGCUGAGAGACCCUCAGUGCUGCCUGGACGGUUCCAGGAUGUUGAUGUUCAGAAAAAAACUUCUCAGCACUGGCAGUUCCUCAGUCGAUUUAAAGGACGAGUGGGAACUAUGACGUUUAAACGAAAAGCUCACAGUUCCCACUGUUCCUAAACAUCAACAGCUCCCUGACCAGGGGAUUUGUAUACGUUCCACCUGCCACCAUGAUGCUCUGCAGCCGGGGUGUGUCUGACUGUGUGGAUAUUUAUGUGUUUGGUUUUUUUUGUACAGAAAUAGUUUAUUUUCAUUAAAAUUGCUGAAGGAAAGUGAUUGAAA